Messenger RNA from Sycon ciliatum, 603 nucleotides. RefSeq lists its product as uncharacterized. Gene Ontology annotation, molecular function: DNA binding. Bases 1 to 603 code for a protein of 200 amino acids. The transcript has a single exon. NCBI's taxonomy places the organism in Eukaryota, Metazoa, Porifera, Calcarea, Leucosolenida, Sycettidae. Gene Ontology annotation, biological process: DNA integration; DNA recombination. The record is from RefSeq and is a predicted model, not a curated record.
AUGCCAAUCCUACGACACCUGAUAGACGCAUGCCGGAAAAGUAGUACCCUCAAUGGCCAUGACAAGCUGCUCUACCAAGCCGCCAUGCUGCUAGUGUUCUUUGGAUUUCUCCGGUGUGCUGAAUUCACUAAUGGCGUCACACGGGGCUGCAUCAGCUUCCCUGGUGACGGAUGCCUACAGCUUUUCCUGCGUUCGUCCAAGACGGGCCCAUUCGGCAAAGGCGUCACUAUUGAUAUUGGCCCAUCCGUACCGCCGUACUUCCCAGUCCAUGCCAUGGUUAGCUACCUGUUUGCCACUCGUCGCCAAGGAACCGAGCAACGCUUGUUCAUACUCUCGAACGGACAGCAGCUGACCCGACAGUCAUUCACAGCAACAGUACGGUCUCUUGUUGCCACGGCCGGGGUACCAUCCCAGUCGCACUACUCCGGGCGUUCAUUCCGCAUCGGCGCAGCCACCACCGCUGCUAUGGCCGGUGUCCCCGACUCCCUCAUCCGAGCGGCAGGUCGAUGGAAGAGUGAUGCAUGUCUACGCUACAUCCGGACUACAGCGAGGGCUAAACGCCAGCUAUCGUCCCGGCUUGCUGCCGUGUCACGGAUGCCAUGA